This is a messenger RNA of Kogia breviceps (pygmy sperm whale), 5129 nucleotides long. It is a transcript of the gene EGFR, whose product is annotated as epidermal growth factor receptor. Gene Ontology annotation, biological process: positive regulation of epithelial cell proliferation; multicellular organism development; negative regulation of apoptotic process. Gene Ontology annotation, molecular function: ATP binding; epidermal growth factor binding; epidermal growth factor receptor activity. The record is from RefSeq and is a predicted model, not a curated record. Gene Ontology annotation, cellular component: basal plasma membrane; signaling receptor complex; plasma membrane. Lineage: Eukaryota; Metazoa; Chordata; Mammalia; Artiodactyla; Physeteridae.
CGCCCCGCGCGAGCCCCGUCCGCCCCGCGCCGCCGAGUCCCGCGCCCCGUGCACGCCCGCCGCUGCGUCCCGACCGAGUGCCGAGCCCGGCGCGAUGCGACGCUCCGAGGCGGGCCGCGCCGCGCUCCUGGCGCUGCUGGCCGCGCACUUCCAGGCGAGUCCGGCGCUGGAGGAGAAGAAAGUUUGCCAAGGGACAAGCAACAAGCUCACCCAGUUGGGCACUUUUGAAGACCACUUUCUGAGCCUCCAGAGGAUGUUCAAUAACUGCGAGGUGGUCCUUGGGAAUUUGGAAAUUACCUACAUGCAAAGUAGUUACGACCUUUCUUUCCUAAAGACCAUCCAGGAGGUUGCUGGCUAUGUACUUAUUGCCCUCAACACAGUGGAGAAGAUUCCUUUGGAAAAGCUGCAGAUCAUCAGAGGAAAUGUGCUCUAUGAAAACACCCAUGCCUUAGCGGUCUUAUCCAACUACGGUGCAAAUAAAACGGGACUGAGGGAGUUGCCCAUGAGAAACUUACAGGAGAUCCUUCAAGGCGCCGUGCGAUUCAGCAACAACCCUGUCCUCUGCAACAUGGAGACGGUCCAGUGGAGGGACAUUGUCAACACCGAUUUUCUAAGCAAUAUGUCGAUUGAAUUUCACAACCAGCUGAGCAGGUGCCCAAAGUGUGAUCCAGUCUGUCUUAACGGAAGCUGCUGGGGUGCGGGGAAAGAGAACUGCCAGAAACUGACCAAAGUCAUCUGUGCCCAGCAGUGUUCCGGGCGCUGCCGCGGCGGGUCCCCCAGCGACUGCUGCCACAGCCAGUGCGCCGCCGGCUGCACGGGGCCGCGGGAGAGCGACUGCCUGGUCUGCCGCAGGUUCCGGGACGGAGCCACGUGCAAGGACACAUGCCCGCCACUCAUGCUGUACGACCCCACCACCUACGAGAUGAAAGUCAACCCGCAGGGGAAGUACAGCUUCGGCGCCACCUGCGUCAGGAAGUGUCCCCGUAACUACGUGGUGACGGACCACGGCUCGUGCGUCCGCGCCUGCAGCUCUGACAGCCAGGAGGUGGAGGAGGACGGCGUCCGCAAGUGUAAAAAGUGCGACGGACCUUGUGGCAAAGUUUGUAACGGAAUAGGAAUUGGUGAGUUUAAAGAUACACUUUCCAUAAAUGCUACAAAUAUUAAACACUUCAGAAAUUGCACCUCGAUCAGUGGAGACCUUCAUAUCCUGCCAGUAGCAUUUAGGGGUGAUUCCUUCACACGUACUCCACCUCUGGACCCAAAGGAACUGGACAUUCUAAAAACUGUAAAGGAAAUAACAGGCUUUUUGCUGAUUCAGGCCUGGCCUGCGAACAGGACCGGCCUCCAUGCUUUUGAGAGCCUGGAAAUCAUACGUGGCAGGACGAAGCAACAUGGUCAGUUUUCUCUUGCGGUUGUUGGCCUGGAUAUAACGUCCUUGGGAUUACGCUCCCUCAAGGAGAUAAGUGAUGGAGAUGUGAUCAUUUCAGGAAACCGAAAGUUGUGCUACGCAGAUACAAUAAACUGGAAAAAACUCUUUGGGACCUCAAAUCAGAAAACCAAAAUUAUAAACAACAGGAGUGAGAAAGAGUGCAAGGCCACGGGCCACGUCUGUGACCCUCUGUGCUCGUCAGAGGGCUGCUGGGGUCCGAAACCCAAAGACUGCGUGUCCUGCCGGAACUUCAGCCGCGGCAAGGAGUGUGUGGAGAAGUGCAACGUUCUAAACGGAGAGCCCAGGGAGUUCGUUGAGAACGCCGAGUGCGUGCAGUGCCAUCCGGAAUGCCUGCCCCAAGCCAUGAACGUGACCUGCACGGGACACGGACCAGGCAGCUGUGUAAAGUGUGCCCACAACAUCGACGGCCCUCACUGCGUCAAGACCUGCCCUGCUGGAGUCACAGGAGAAAACAGCACCCUGAUCUGGAAGUAUGCGGAUGCCAAUCACGUGUGUCACCUGUGCCACCCCAGCUGCACCUACGGCUGUGCUGGGCCAGGUCUGGAAGGCUGUGCAGUGAAUGGGCCCAGGAUUCCGUCCAUCGCCACCGGGAUCGUGGGCGCCCUGCUGCUGGCUGUGGUGCUGGCCCUGGGCGUCGGCCUCUUUCUGCGCAGGCGCCGCAUCGUCCGCAAGCGCACGCUGCGCCGGCUGCUGCAGGAGCGCGAGCUUGUCGAGCCUCUGACGCCCAGCGGAGAAGCUCCCAACCAAGCUCUCUUGAGGAUCUUAAAGGAGACGGAAUUAAAAAAGGUCAAGGUGCUGGGCUCUGGAGCCUUCGGCACGGUGUACAAGGGACUCUGGAUCCCAGAAGGCGAGAAGGUUAAAAUUCCUGUGGCUAUCAAGGAAUUAAGAGAAGCCACAUCUCCAAAAGCCAACAAGGAAAUUCUCGAUGAAGCCUACGUGAUGGCCAGCGUGGACAAUCCUCACGUCUGCCGCCUCCUGGGCGUCUGCCUGACGUCCACGGUGCAGCUCAUCACCCAGCUCAUGCCCUUCGGCUGCCUGCUGGACUAUGUCCGUGAGCACAGAGACAGCAUCGGCUCCCAGCACCUGCUCAACUGGUGCGUGCAGAUCGCAAAGGGCAUGAACUACCUCGAAGACCGGCGCUUGGUGCACCGAGACCUGGCGGCCAGGAACGUGCUGGUGAAGACGCCGCAGCACGUCACGAUCACAGACUUCGGGCUGGCCAAACUGCUGGGCGCCGAGGAGAAGGAGUACCACGCGGAAGGGGGCAAAGUGCCCAUCAAGUGGAUGGCUUUGGAGUCCAUUUUACACCGAAUUUAUACCCACCAGAGUGAUGUCUGGAGCUACGGAGUCACCGUUUGGGAGUUGAUGACCUUUGGGUCCAAGCCUUACGACGGGAUCCCCGCGAGUGAGAUCUCAGCCGUCCUGGAGAAGGGAGAACGCCUGCCUCAGCCGCCCAUCUGCACCAUCGACGUCUACAUGAUCAUGGUCAAGUGCUGGAUGAUUGAUGCAGAGAGUCGCCCAAAGUUCCGGGAGUUGAUCAUUGAAUUCUCCAAGAUGGCCCGAGACCCCCAGCGCUACCUUGUCAUCCAGGGGGACGAGAGGAUGCAUCUGCCCAGCCCCACAGACUCCAACUUCUACCGCGCCCUGAUGGAGGAGGAGGACAUGGAGGACGUCGUGGACGCCGACGAGUACCUCAUCCCGCAGCAGGGCUUCUUCCACAGCCCCGCCACCUCCCGGACGCCCCUCCUCACUUCCCUGAGCGCCUCCAGCAACACUCCCACGGUGGCUUGCGUCGACGGAAACGGGCAGAGCUAUCCCCUCAAGGAAGAUAGCUUCUUGCAGCGCUACAGCUCAGACCCCACUGGCACCUUGACCGAGGACAGCAUAGAUGACGCCUUCCUUCCGGCGCCCGAAUACGUAAACCAGUCUGUUCCCAAAAGGCCCGCGGGCUCUGUCCAGAACCCCGUCUAUCACAAUCAGCCUCUAAACCCGGCCCCAGGCAGAGACCCUCACUACCAGAAUUCCCACGGCGACGCCAUCGACAACCCCGCGUACCUCGGCACCGCCCACCCCGCCUGCACCAACGGUGUGCUGGACGGCGCUGCCCUCUGCGAGCGGGAGGGCGGCCACCGCGUUAACCUGGACAACCCCGCCUACCAGCAGGCCUUCCUUCCCAAGGCAGCCAAGGCAAACGGCAUCUUCAAGGGCGCUGCCGCCGAAAAUGCAGAGUACCUGAGGGCAGCGCCAGCAGGCAGUGACCUUACCGGGGCCUGACCCCGGAGGACGGCCUCAGCCCGGAGAACUCCAGCCCCUUCGGCCCCCAGGACCCAGCCAGGGCAGCUACUCAAUCCUGUCAGCCAUACUCACGGUAACUCUUGGACCCACGGACUGGUUUGGCCACGUUUGCCGUGAUCAGCCCGUCUCUCAGCCCGCAAGUGCCCCCGACUCGGAUGCACUUCGGGGAGUUGCAGGGACAUCCUUUGUCUCCAAACCAUGAGGCUCCCACAAAAGGCAUCCAGAAAGAAUGUCGGCCAUUUGGGCAGAGGUUCGCCUUUCAAUGAGGUAUAUUUGAAAAACACUAAAUAUGUUUAAGGAGUUUUAUUGCUUGGGGACCUCUGGGGUUUUAAUUGUCAUUGAUUUUGCUCUUCAUGGGCUUUUCCAAUGAGGGAAAAUCUUGCUCGUAGCACCUGUGGCACUGAGUUGACCCAGGCCCACCUGUGACCAAGAAGCAAGGGUCAGUCUUCCAGCUAACACUUGAUUCCAUUGGCUCUGCUUGGAGGCUCUUCCACUGCAAGACAGUUGAAUAACGAACCAGUCCUCUGGAUCCUAAAGCAGGCCCGAUUGGUACUAUAUCAGGUCACGGCAGGUGCAAGAGGGUAAGCCACUUGGAACUCUUCCUGGGCAAGGAAGAAACAGAGGGGGUAGAAUUCUUCCUCGGACUUAUAAAUGUCUCCAUGGUACUUAACUCUCCAUUGGUUGGGCAGUGUUUUCUAAUUACUAGAUUUGUUUCUUUUCCAUUCCACUGUUUUGAAAUUCAGUACGCAUUCCCUGUCAGCAGCAGGAGACGGUAACCAGGAUCGGCUCACAUUUGAUUCACCAGCAUUCAGACCAGUUGCCUUUCAUUGAGAUGGAAUGACAGUGGUGCAAAAAGUAACAAAUCCCCCAAAUCUGAGUCUCAGAGGCGAUACGUCAAGUCCUCUGGGGGUCGGGGGACAGGCGUGUAUCGGGAGACUGCGAAAACGAGGCUGCUCUUAAAACUUUUAGCUCCUCCCAACAACAACAAAUCGGUUUAAGCUAGUCACGGAAGAUAGUUUUCUUUUUAUUUCACUUCAAGGGUUUUUUACUCCAAGGGUACCUUGCCCCUCACCGGUAAGCUGCCCCCAAAGCUCCUCCUUGCCCUUGGUGAGCUGAAGGGUCCAGGCUCUGGGGCAGCUCUGCAGAAAUGUCUCGCCCUCACCACCGCUGGCACGUUGUAGCAAAGAGACAGCAGUCUGUGUCGUGUGGAAUUCAAGUGGUAAAUAGGAAAUUUGACUUUGAUGGUACUGCCUUCGUAACGUCUAUAGGCGUGUGAGAAGAAGAAAACCAUUUCCCCUUAAAAUAACUCCCUGUGGCUGGAGGACCCGCUGCUCAGGACACCAGCAUUUUCCCACCUGUGUCCCCACACCCUGACGGUUAACAC